ACUACUGCAAACUUUAUCCUAACCGCCUCUGUGCCAAUGUGCUGCACAGCUUUACCGAGACUUGGGAAGUAGGAACCUUACCUGCCCUUCCAGGACUGAGGAGAGGUAUUGCAGGAACAUGGAAAUCUAAGCGCCUGACAUCUGAAAGCUGCAGCUGGUUACUGCCACCAACCUGCUUGGAAGAGUAAAAGGUCCCACAAUGUACUUUCCUGAUCCAGAUUAUGUGCUUCUGUUCUGAGUAAUGUUCCAGCAGGCAGGAUGCUGGGGCCGGCGGGGUCAACACGAAACUCCGCUGGAGCAUUGAGCAGGCUGGGGAGGCAGAAAACACACCUGAAAAGUAUUUGUCUGCAGUAUCAGCUGUAUCUUCUUCUGAACAGCCAUUUCUUUUGCCUUUUAAAGAAUGAGAUGGGACUAAUCAUCUUCUUCCUAUGUGCUUAUGUACCAAAGACAGCAGCAGGUCAUUGCAAGUGGGCAGAAGUUCUGAAAGAUUUGGAGCAGAUCAAGACAUCCAAAGACAUUGAUGUCAGUUUAUAUACUGCAAACACAGAUGAGGAUAAAGAAUGCCAAGAACCUGUAAUAAGAUGCUUUUUCUUAGAGAUGAAAGUGAUUCUUCAAGAAUGUCGUAUCAAAAAUUGUAGUAAAACACAGGAUGUAUUGAACAUAUGCAAAAAUGGAAAUGCAAGCUUAGAAAAGAACAAGUUGAAUUCCACAACAUCAGCAAAAUGCAAAGAAUGUGAAGAGUAUGAUGAAAAAAAUUUUACAGAAUUUAUACAGAGUUUUGUAAAGGUUAUACAGAAGGAAUGCAAACACUGACCAAAAGACACAAGCUGGGAACCAAGACUCUUCCACGAACAUCCUCAGAGAAAUUAGAUUAUUGCCAGCAAUAAACUGGAAAGUAUAUCACUUACAAUCCUACUUACACAGCAUAACACGUAAACAAAGAAUAAUAAAAUCCCUGAAAUUCACAAUGUAUUCAUAACCGAAUACACACAAAUGAUAUUACUUAUGAAAUACAAAUGAAAGGAAUGUAACAGGGUUUAAAGCUUCUUUUUGACUUAAAGUGUCUUUGUUUUUUGGUAAAUCCAUCAGAAAAGAAAUCCUGCCUAACUUACCAACAUUCCAACAAAAUUCUUUAAGAAGAUCUCGGGAUAUUUGCAGUGGGAACCUCCUCAUGAACAUCAGUUCAGGGCUAAGCGAAUGGGGUUUCAGAGAAAAGCUCUUCUAUUAUUAGUAUUAAUAUAAAUUUAUCAUACCCUGUUAAAGUAUUUGGAAAUAGCUAUUUUUGUUAUCUGAAAUCUAUCCCUUUACUAUCUGUGCUCCUAGAAGAUCCUAGCUCAUCUCUCACUUUUGUUGUUAGUCAUGUCUGACAGUUUUUCCUUGCUAUUUUUCUUCUCGUUAACUUUCCUUCAACGAACUAGUGUCAAAACACAAGCUGAGGCCUGUUUGUCUUAAAGGUCUAUUGGCUAUCUCUUAAUAUAUUUAUUUGUACUAUGGUUUUCAGGUAAACCCAAUUACUUGUUUUACCUAAGAAUUCAAAGUAAAAAAUUAGAAUAUUUAUUUAAAGAUUCUUCCUUGCCUUUUUUCCCUUUUGUACAAUGGUAGCAUAAGGGUAUUAAAAAUUAUCUCCAGCCUUCUCAACAGACGGUAAUGCUGGUGCUUGGUUCCACUGUCCAACGACAGAACAGGCUUUGUUAGUUCAUUUGUUACCUCUGACACAGGCACUACCUUAGUCAUUAUGGUAAUUACUACAGUUCCUUCAGCAAUUACCAAAGAAAGAUUUCAAUCUAAAUUUCAACCAAAGAAAAGUAGCGUAAAUUUCAGUCUCUGAAUAAAGGAGGUGACCAAGUCUGUUACGCACUUAAAAAAAAUAAUUCUAUGUGGUAGAAAUCUUUCCUAUGUAGCAGAGUUUGUAACUUUGGUCACCUUUUGGGAUAAGAACUUUGAAGGCAGGAAUCACUUUUGAUCAGUUAUUGGAAUGUAUUUCUAAGACUCAAUGCAAAGUCACCUGUCCCCUGGUAGUUCUGAAAUGUUGCACAGUCUUCUUUCAGCUCUUUCUAAAGUAACUGCUUUUUUCAUGAUUCAUAACCAUGUCAUACCAACUGCUAUCCAUAAUAAGUAAUUCUUUCGUCCAGACACCUCCAUUUCUCCAUCUUCAUUUGAUAAAUGGCUGAGUCAUUCAGCUGUCCGCUUAGGAGGAAGGAAGUCUCAAUCUCAUUAUGGCAACAAAGACACUGCUUGGUACUCCCUUAUUGUUGGGUUACUCCCAACAGUCAAUCAUCUUCAGCACUCUGAGGAGCUGAAUCUCCAGUAAACUACAAGAGAAAGAACAUAAAUGUGAGCACAGUGAAUGUCAUCUUCCAGGUGACUUACAGACUAACUGAUUGGUAAAUUCAUAAGCACAU
Messenger RNA from Aptenodytes forsteri (emperor penguin), 2402 nucleotides. RefSeq names its product interleukin 15 (gene IL15). Gene Ontology annotation, biological process: neutrophil activation; positive regulation of tyrosine phosphorylation of STAT protein; positive regulation of cytokine production. Gene Ontology annotation, cellular component: extracellular region. Lineage: Eukaryota; Metazoa; Chordata; Aves; Sphenisciformes; Spheniscidae. The transcript is spliced from 8 exons. The coding region runs from base 259 to 813 and encodes 184 amino acids. Gene Ontology annotation, molecular function: cytokine receptor binding; cytokine activity. The record is from RefSeq and is a predicted model, not a curated record.